This is a messenger RNA of Stomoxys calcitrans (stable fly), 791 nucleotides long. RefSeq lists its product as uncharacterized. The coding region runs from base 254 to 475 and encodes 73 amino acids. Lineage: Eukaryota; Metazoa; Arthropoda; Insecta; Diptera; Muscidae. The transcript has a single exon. The record is from RefSeq and is a predicted model, not a curated record.
UCAAAUAGUCUACGACAACAGUUUAUUAGUGGAACAACAGUCAAGAAAACAAAGAGCCACCCAAGAAAUAUUUUCCCCCUGACAGCUAAGACAGUGCAAUCCAUUCUUUCAAUAUCUCAGAAGAAGGCAGAAGACCAAGUGUUACUUAAACCAACCCAGCAACCAAACCAAGUGUUCUAGUACCUUUUCUGCCUAAAAUUAAGAGAAAAAAAUAAAAACUUUCUAAUAUUACGACGAGGAGUGAAAGGACAAAAUGCCUGAACCGGAAAAACAAGAAGAGAAAAAAGACGAAGAGAUUCAAGUGCCCAAGAAUGAGGAUUUUUUCGAAUCGAAAACCUUUCGCAUCAUAUCGGUAAUGCUGUAUUUGGGAGGUAUCAGUGGUCUCGGCAUGACAUUGGCCAUGUACUUCAUCUUCAUCUGGGAUUCAAGUAUGCCGCCCAUACCGGAAAUCAAACAUGCACAUCAUGUGGGAUAAAGGAAAAAUAAGUCUGCACCUUAAAACACUACCCUACUCAAAAUGACCGAAAAGAAAUUCCAAAAUUUUAACAGAGAAGAAAAGCCCCGUACAAUGAAAAACUUAGUUGAUGGAUAAUGAUGACAUAGCGCCACCUCCGUUUAAUUGAAACUUUGAUUGAAUUACUUUUUGAUGUGGCGAUUUUGUGUAGUCCAGUCUGUUGUUGUGCUGUUGUAGUCUUUGAAAAAAUUACGAAAAAAAAACCUUAAAACCUUAAAGCCUAAGCAAAAUCAAAUCACAAAAAUAAACAAAUACAUAAUUAGAUUUAAUUACUGAA